Messenger RNA from Oreochromis niloticus (Nile tilapia), 715 nucleotides. RefSeq lists its product as uncharacterized. Bases 37 to 687 code for a protein of 216 amino acids. NCBI's taxonomy places the organism in Eukaryota, Metazoa, Chordata, Actinopteri, Cichliformes, Cichlidae. The transcript is spliced from 5 exons. The record is from RefSeq and is a predicted model, not a curated record.
GGCUUCACUUACUUAUGAUUACAUGAUAUAACUGUAAUGGGAAGGGCAGGCGAAAAGAGAACAAGCAUUAAAGUGCAACAGUGUAAGAGGAAGUUGAAACAAUAUCAUGCGCACAUUGCUGUGUAUGUGGCCACGUACUUGCAACAGUCCUUUUCUGUAUCUUCAAAUGUGUCCGGUCAGACACACAAAAAGGUUCGACUAAUAGUUAUCAUGCCAGGGAGUCAGAGACCACAAUUCAUGUGUGGACUACGAAACAUAAUAAUAGGAUGUACCUUGGUCAUUUUCUCCUUCACGUUUGUUGCUCAAGGAAUACUUGGUUCAGGACUCUAUAACUGUCCCAGACAGACUUUUAUCCCUUUCUACAUGUCCCUGUAUGGGAUCAUACCGGUCUUCCUGGCACUGAGCUUAUGGUACAACUGGUGCAACACUGUCUGCUGGUCCAUGACCAUCAUCUUCCUGUGUUGCUGGUUACUUGCAGGUAAUAUAGUCAUCUACUCCAUUUAUGAACCCAACUACAACAAGAAUAUGACACAGCCUGAUGUGUACUGCAACAAGACGCUCUACCUGUUCGCAUUUUGGUUCACCAACGUGACCUAUAUCCUGUUAGCACUGCUCUUUAUAUCUUUUUGCUAUUGUAGACAACGAGAGCCUGAUGGUGACAAUGACACUCAAAGACUUGUGCGAUAAUUAAAUAGACAUAAUUAAAACAAGACAA